AAAUAGAGAGUAGAUACGAUUGCUGAGUCCAGGGCAGGCUGGCACAGUACCCAUUAUCCCAGAACGCUCCCGCUCCAACCCAGGAGGCCUACCCGACCCGAGUCGGGGAGAGGCCAACGAUGACCGGACCGCCCCAAACGGCUCUGCUCGGCCUCCCGCCUCCGCCACCGGGCAGCAGGGAGCUGGGUGGCGGCGGCGGCGUCCUCAAGGAAGCGCAUCAUUCCAACCCUGCCUGGCGAUUGGGUCGGGAUGACCGGGUCGCAGGAGGAAAAGGAGGGGUUGGACCCAGCGCCCGAAGAGAAGAAAAGGGAAGACCACCGCCGUAGAUAAAGGCCCAGCGGAGGCAGACGGCCGGCGGUCGGCAGGACGCGAGAGCUCGAAUCCGACAGUCUCCCAGGGAGCCCGACACGGACAGCGCGGAGUACGGCGCCCCGGAGAGCACCAUGCGCGGGUCCCAGGCCGCGCGGCCCGUCUACAUCGCCGGCCGGGUCACGUGGCCCCAGCGGGCGGGCCCCUGCCUCGGCGGGGGAGGGGGGGCCGCGGGGGGCGGGGGGCAGCAGCGAGAAGGCGGCGGCGCCGAGGUUCCCUCCCAGCGCGCAGUGCUGGCGCUCGGGAGCUGGAGCCGCCCACUGCCGCCCCGCGCCUCCCGCCCCGCGCCGCGGGUGGCCGGCCUGGUAUAUAGCGCGCCCCCGCAGGGCCCGCGCCAGGCUGCGAGGCACGCCGCCGUGGGCGCAGGACAGCGUGCGGCUCCCGGGAGCCAGCCCCACGCCCUCUGUGCCGCCGCUCCGUCGGGCGACCCCUGCGGGGCCUGCUGCCUCCAGACCAUGAAGAAGGAGGUGUGCUCCGUGGCCUUCUUUAAGGCAGUCUUCUCCGAGUUCCUGGCCACCCUCAUCUUCGUCUUCUUCGGCCUUGGCUCAGCCCUCAAGUGGCCGUCGGCGCUGCCCACCAUCCUGCAGAUCGCGCUGGCCUUCGGCCUGGCCAUAGGCACCAUGGCCCAGGCCCUGGGGCCCGUGAGUGGUGGCCACAUGAACCCCGCCAUCACGCUGGCCUUCCUACUGGGCAACCAGAUCUCCCUGCUCCGGGCAGCCUUCUACGUGGUGGCCCAGCUGGUGGGCGCCAUUGCCGGGGCUGCCAUCCUCUAUGGGGUGGCACCGCACAAUGCCCGAGGCACUCUGGCCGUCAACGCGCUCAACAGCAGCACGAGUCCGGGCCAGGCCGUGGUGGUGGAAAUAAUUCUGACCUUCCAGCUGGCACUCUGCAUCUUCUCCUCCGUGGACUCCCGCCGCACCAGCCCUUUGGGCUCCCCAGCCCUGUCUAUUGGCCUGUCCGUCACACUGGGCCACCUAGUGGGGAUCUACUUCACUGGCUGCUCCAUGAACCCGGCCCGAUCUUUCGGCCCCGCAGUGGUCAUGAAUCGGUUCAGCCCCGCGCACUGGGUGUUCUGGGUGGGGCCCAUCAUGGGGGCUGCCUUGGCUGCCAUCCUCUACUUCUACCUGUUCUUCCCUAACUCCCUGAACCUGAGUGAGCGUGCGGCCAUCUUCAAGGGCACGUAUGAGCCCGAGGAGGACUGGGAGGAGCACCGAGAGGGGCGGAAGAAGACCAUGGAGCUGACUGUGCACUGACCAGCAUUGCGCAGGGGCCAGCCUCUCAGCCCCUGAACCGCAGGAGGAAGGAAGAGAAAUAUACGAGAGCAAAGCUUCCUUCCCCGUAACUGGGUCCUCUGGACUGGGGAGGAGGUGCUGGCUUCCCAAGCUGCACAGCUAGAGUUGGGAGCAGGAACACAGGACGGGACUCUUGGGGGGCGGGGGGGGGCAGGGGCUGGGGGCUGGUGGGGAGGGGUCUUUCUGGCACAGGGCAGACUGCCACAGUGAGGUCAGACCUCAGGGAUUGUGAGCACGGUGCCAAGCUUGCAGGCUGCCUGGGGCCCGGCCAGGAAGGGGUAGCUAGCAGUCUGCAUCCUUUCUCCCUCCCUAGCCCCUCUUCAAGAGCCAGGGGGAUCCCAGUCCCUGGGAAGACAGAGGCUGACCCUCCCCAGAGCUCCUUAGGAGGGAGGCAGACUGGUUCAUUAUAUGCCGCUUUAUUUAUUUCUGCUCAAGGAUGCAUGGGGCAGGGCUGUUGGUGUUUGGGGUGGAGGCUUCCCAAUAAACCACUGACAUUCA
Hippopotamus amphibius kiboko is the source of this 2159-nucleotide messenger RNA. RefSeq names its product aquaporin 5 (gene AQP5). Gene Ontology annotation, biological process: transmembrane transport. The coding region runs from base 444 to 1622 and encodes 392 amino acids. Lineage: Eukaryota; Metazoa; Chordata; Mammalia; Artiodactyla; Hippopotamidae. The record is from RefSeq and is a predicted model, not a curated record. The transcript is spliced from 4 exons. Gene Ontology annotation, molecular function: water channel activity. Gene Ontology annotation, cellular component: apical plasma membrane; plasma membrane.